AUGCAGCAACAGCCCAAUGGAAUGCCAUAUGGAUACGGCAACGUACCUACCAACUCAGCGCCUCCCGGUCUGAUUACAGACCAGUACAUGAACAAUGAUUCUGGCAUCUCGACUCCAGGCAUCUCACCUACGCACCAUUCAGCCGCAGCCUUGUCGGCGCAGCAGAAGAGAGCUUAUCGACAGAGGCGCAAAGAUCCAAGUUGCGAUGCUUGUAGAGAGCGGAAGGUCAAGUGCGAUGCAACCGACACUUCGAGCUGCUCAGAGUGCUCCAGUCGUGGAGUCAAGUGCCAAUUCACCAAGGAAACCAACAGGAGGAUGUCUUCGAUCAAGCAGGUGCAGGAUUUGGAGAAGCAGUUGGCAUUGGCAAAGCAGCAGAUCAACCAACUACGAAAUAUGCUGCAGGAGGGAGGUGCUAAUGAGGCGAGUUCGAACGCACCGCAAGUGCCGUCGUUGAGCCUGCCAGACACAGGCAAGAGGGAACGACGACAUGUGCCACCCGCAAUCGAUGGCUUUGAUGAGGUGAGGAAGAACAUUCGAACUUACAGCAAGGGCAUCUUCAAGCCUCCUCCACCCUAUCGACAAUUCGGGUCGCAACCAACAUACUCACACGUUACCCACGCGCUCCCGCCAAAACAUGUCGCGGACCAUCUGCUAUCCCACUAUCGUGGCUCUGUUCACAUGUAUGCGCCCCAUCUCCACUGGCCGACGUUUAUACAGGAGUAUGAAGACCUCUACCGCACUGGAACGUUCGAGCGAUGCCGACACAUCUGGGUGGCACUAUUCUACGCUGUCCUGGCAUGCGGCACACUGAUGGAUCCGCAGAGAAGAUCACCGACAGAAGAGUCAGAAGGGGCGCAGUUCUUGGAGAAAUCCAUAUCGAGCAUCAAUACCUGGAGUGAUGAGUUGACGGUGGAUCACGUCCGCACGAGCUUGCUUCUCAGCAUCUAUUUCAUGGAAGUCAAUCUACGAUCUCCGGGUUGGGUCUGGCUGGGAGCGGCCAUGCGCGUCUCUCAAGACAUUGGACUUCAUACGGAGAACGGGCCUUAUCCGCCCAUGGAGACUGAGAUGCGCAGGCGCGUGUGGUGGAGCGUGUAUAACUGGGACAGAAUCUGCUCCAUGGAGAUAGGCCGCCCACUGUUGAUCGACGACGAGGACUGCGAUGUCAGCGAACCUGUACCCGUAGACGACGAAUGCAUUCGACCGAACGGCAUCGUAAUGCCUCCCCCUGGCCAAGCCGUUCCCAGCGGAUUGAUCGCUGUGAUACCCGUGACUCGCAUCACGGCACAGCUCAAGAAGACGCUGAAGUCACAAACCGUUGCAGCCUCUACACUCGCGACUUGCGAUGAGCACUUCAAGUCGGUCAUGGCUUCAUGGCCAGAUCCGUAUCCAAUGCAUUCCCAAGCUCCUUUGGACCCUCGACUUCUUACCGCCGGAUGCAGUUUGCAAACGGCGCGCUUCUUCCUCUACAGGCACAACAUGUCGCCAGCGUGUCGACCGAGCGAUCGACGAGACUCACUGGAUCGAUGUGUCUCGGUCGCCAAAGACACGGCACAUUACGUGCAACGCACUUUACAGCAUCCUUCGACGUCACCGGCCCAGGGGUAUCUCUCACCAACUCACAUGGCUAACUGGGCUGGCCGCAUUCGCACAAUGUGUCCCGCCUUCUUUUGUACGCAUCUAUGGAGAUGUCAACUGGUUCUGUGCUUGCGAGGGGAGUUCGGCGCGGCAUUAACAUUGGUGCAUGUCUCGGCGGCAGUUGGCGAUCUGCGCAAGAAUAAUGUGGGAUGUGGUCGGUUUCUGGCGUUCUUUCUCGACAAACUCAUCGGACGACUACGAAGUGGAGCGAAUCACCAGACGCUGGAGACGGACGAAGAGAUGUUGGCAUAUGCUAGUGGUGAUAUGCAAGGAUGCUCCGAUGACGCGUGGGCUUGGACAGGCGGCGAGACGGGCACAAGCCUUCAUCAGCCACAAGCGAUCGUGAACGGGAGCGGAGGGGACAAACCUGCACUUCAGGCUGAGCAACUGUCUAUGAGUACGCUUUCCGAGCGCGAGGUGCAAGAUUGGGGCGGGUGGGAUCACAUCCAGCGCACGUUGAAUCAGCUGGUGCAAGAGCAGCAAGGUCAAGCUAUGCCUCGACCGACGUCUGCACAUCCACCCGGCCAGUAUCCUCCACCACCGCCAUCUUAUCCUGGACCUCCACCUACUUCUGCGCCUCAACCUCAGCAGUCCAGCCUAGGACCUCCACCACAUCCACACCCUCAGCCUGGAUCAGUGUCGCCCAAUCCCAGCAACAGCGGCGCCAGCAGCAGCAGGAUCAGCAUCAAAGACAUAAUGUGA
Messenger RNA from Zasmidium cellare ATCC 36951, 2337 nucleotides. RefSeq lists its product as uncharacterized. Lineage: Eukaryota; Fungi; Ascomycota; Dothideomycetes; Mycosphaerellales; Mycosphaerellaceae. The transcript is spliced from 2 exons. The coding region runs from base 1 to 2337 and encodes 778 amino acids. The record is from RefSeq and is a predicted model, not a curated record. Gene Ontology annotation, molecular function: zinc ion binding; DNA-binding transcription factor activity, RNA polymerase II-specific; DNA binding. Gene Ontology annotation, biological process: regulation of DNA-templated transcription; DNA-templated transcription.